ACGCACGUGACCCGUUGUUCAACUCAAUCAUUGAAGGCAGCGUGUCCGAAGCACUUCGUAAUCACCGCAGAUGUUGAACUUUCGGACACUUCAGCUGUGCGAAACAUCCCCCUCUCUGGACUCUCUCGUCGGGGUUGUUGCAAGGGGACCCAUCUUCGCCUUUCUUCGACUGGUCAGGACACCCCACGAUCUCAAAACAGGCGCCCUCUGGCAUCGAGUCGGUCGCUCAAAGCGAUAACCGCGCGUGUUGGAGCCAACCUGCUGGCUAGAACGCCGGUGAAAAAUGGCGGCGGCUGCAGCAGCGGAGCCCGAUGUCCUCGAAACUAUCAAAUUGUGGCGGGCAAACUUGCAAUCAGCAACUGUGGACCCAGCGGAAAUCAGUGGACAGGUGGACCUGCUGAUAGGUCUCUUGAGCGAACGCACCGCUGAACUGUCCUCCCUCCAAGAUCACCUUGCGUGUCCCGUAUGCACCGAUUACUUUGUGCUACCUUUCACGCUCGACUGCGGUCAUGUCUUUUGCUAUGAGUGUCUAGAUCAAUGGUUUGCCCAUCUCGAUGUUGACGGCUCUGAGCCUAAAUGUCCGACAUGUCGAGAGAGAAUUGUCUCACGCCCGAGAAAAGACCGAGUGCUUGCUCGUUUAGUCGAAGAGUGUGUGGAGAAAAAGACCGACGCGGAUAGCUUAAGGAUAUGCCUAAGGAUAGAAACAUCGUCAGCGACGCUUGAGAAGCUGUCUCAUCCUUUUCCGAACUUUCUGUGGCCUGUCUUUCACCGCUCCUCGGAAGGGAAUCUGACGCAACUAAACAACGGGUCAUGCGAACGGUGUGGGCAGGAUUACUGGGCUGAAACGAGCGACCUCGCGGAUUUUCCCGGCGAUUCGCACGAGUCGGAUUCCCCAUCCGAGUGGUCGCAGCACGACUCGGAGUCUGACGCUACAUUCUCCCCGCCACCGUCAGAAUCUGAGUUUGAGAACUCUUUCGAUGGCGACUCGACGCAACAUGACACUCAGGAAGCUGUGAAUUCAUUUUGGGACCUAUCGAUCAGAAACCAUGGUCGUCCAAGCACAGAGAACCCAUUUGACUUUCAGGGGCUCUUGGCCUCUGUAAGGAGGGACGUCGACAGCAUCACUCAUAAUCAGCAAAGAGCCGAAAGGAUGAUACGCGAACGUGCAGGUCAAUGGAGCAGUUCCCACAACCGUCCUUCCUUCGGCCGAAGUCUGAGCGCUGACAACGACGACGAAAUAGGUGGGAACUCUGGAAGUCAAGUCACCUUAGAGCUUGAAAGUGACGGGGAGGUGCUUGAUGAUAUCGCGCGGCCUUCUGGGGCCACAACGUUUCUCGAUGACCUAGAAGAUCUCAGUUUCGAAGACUCCAGUCCGACAAGUCCACCGGCCUCACCUGAACCUGAGAAAACCGCUGAUGACAAUGGAACGCGGCCAGUGGACUAUAUUGUUAGCCAAAGCACAGAACCCUCCCCGCCGUUGAGCCCACAUCCACAAUGGAGCCGUGAGGACGAUUCUGAAAGCGCCGAGGAGGACGACGAGGAUAGUGGGCUGGACGAUAAAGGAGCUCGGAAACCUACGAUAUGGGAGGAGGAAGAUGAUGUCGACGGCGACGAGGACGGCGAAGAGGAGAAGGAACAACAGCAUUCCGAUAGAGGCAAUCGCGACAUCAAUGGCCACACGAGUGCACCCUUUUACCAGGGCCGUACUCGCCGCGCCAAUAGUACACGUCCUUUCCACCCGAUCGGACGCCCACUCACGUCCCCGCUCUCCGCCUUCCAUACAAACUUUGCUGCAAUCUGGGCGCUUCAUUCACAGAUCGACCACGAGUUGGGGUUGGAGGACGCCGAACAAUCUCAUCUCGAGCUUCAUCGCAGUGCACUUCGAGCCCACGAUCGUCACAUCUCCGAGCACACUGAUGAUGAUGAUUCUGGCGAGGAAGAAGAUGAUGGGGAGGAGGGAGAGCAAGGGAACGUGACGGAGUCCGAUAGUGAGGAGUCCGCGUUUUCGGAUUGGGCAACGGAAUCGGAGCCGCACGCCGGUGGGAUGGACACGCAUACCGCUGGCUUGGAACGGCAGGCGGGGCCGUUGGGGGGAGCGGGUGGGCGAGGUGGCGGUAGUGGUGGCAAUAGGCGCGGGAGGAUUAGCCUUCCACACGAGUUCUCAGACGCAGGCGAUGAAUCGCUUUGA
Messenger RNA from Fimicolochytrium jonesii, 2188 nucleotides. RefSeq lists its product as uncharacterized. Gene Ontology annotation, molecular function: metal ion binding. NCBI's taxonomy places the organism in Eukaryota, Fungi, Chytridiomycota, Chytridiomycetes, Spizellomycetales, Powellomycetaceae. The transcript has 3 exons. Bases 284 to 2188 code for a protein of 634 amino acids. The record is from RefSeq and is a predicted model, not a curated record.